Messenger RNA from Anopheles bellator, 2573 nucleotides. Its product is annotated as pyruvate kinase-like. NCBI's taxonomy places the organism in Eukaryota, Metazoa, Arthropoda, Insecta, Diptera, Culicidae. Gene Ontology annotation, biological process: glycolytic process. The transcript is spliced from 4 exons. The coding region runs from base 326 to 1915 and encodes 529 amino acids. Gene Ontology annotation, cellular component: cytoplasm. The record is from RefSeq and is a predicted model, not a curated record. Gene Ontology annotation, molecular function: magnesium ion binding; potassium ion binding; pyruvate kinase activity.
UCACGUACGUUCAUUCCACUGCCGUCAGUUGAAUCGUGCAAGUCUUGGCCCGGUUGCCGCGAUUGUGCCAGCGAUUGUUUGCGAACCUACUGCUACUAGUGCUGGUUGGGGCGGUGGUGCUAAGCGACCAUUUGUUAGGAGCUUUUCUCACCUCGGUGCUACCGGUGGUCCGAACGGAAACAGGCUUAAAGCGCCGCUACUCCAGCAGAAACAGCGCUACUCUCCAUCAACCGGCGCUCCGGCAAGCAGUGUAAUUCGAGUUCCCCCCACAGGGUGUCCUGAUUUCCGUUUCCCCUCACUGAUAAGUACCUUUAACCGUGCAGGGAUGAUGGUGUGGGUUUCGGACUACGAUUUCGACCCUAAGGGUCGAAAGAUGAAUCCGGAAGCGGUUUCGCAUUUAGAGCACAUGUGCUCGCUCGACAUCGACUCGACCACGCCGUUUGUGCGGCUGUCGGGCAUCAUCUGUACGAUCGGUCCGGCCUCGGUGUCACCGGAUAUGUUGGAGAAGAUGAUGUCCACCGGGAUGAACAUCGCUCGGUUGAACUUUUCGCACGGUUCGCACGAGUACCACGCCGAGACGAUCAAGAACAUCCGCGAGGCGGUCGCGAACUACUCGAAGAAGCUCGGCAAACCGUUCCCGCUGGCGAUCGCGCUCGACACCAAGGGGCCGGAAAUUCGCACUGGUCUGAUUGAGGGCAGCGGCACGGCUGAGGUGGAACUGAAGAAGGGUGAAAAGAUUCAGCUGACGACGGACAAGGAGCACCUGGAGAAGGGCAACAAGGACAAGAUCUAUCUUGACUACGUGAAUAUCGUGAAGGUGGUGAAACCGGGCGAUCACGUGUUCGUGGACGAUGGUCUGAUUUCGCUCGUGGUCGACAGCAUCUCGGGUGACACGCUCACGUGCACGGUAGAGAACGGAGGAAUGCUGGGCUCGCGCAAGGGUGUUAAUCUGCCGGGCGUGCCGGUGGAUCUGCCGGCCGUCUCGGAGAAGGACAAGUCGGAUCUGGUGUUUGGCGUGGAGCAGGGUGUGGACGUAAUCUUUGCCUCGUUCAUUCGUAAUGCGGCCGCCCUGAAGGACAUCCGGGCCAUCCUGGGCGAGAAGGGCAAACACAUCAAGAUCAUUUCGAAGAUCGAGAACCAGCAGGGCAUGCAGAACCUGGACAAGAUCAUCGAGGCAACCGACGGUAUUAUGGUGGCGCGCGGUGACCUCGGUAUCGAGAUUCCGGCCGAGAAGGUGUUUUUGGCCCAGAAAUCCAUGAUUGCCCGGUGCAACCGGGCCGGCAAGCCGGUUAUCUGUGCGACCCAGAUGCUGGAGUCGAUGAUCAAGAAGCCACGGCCGACGCGUGCCGAAAUCUCGGACGUAGCCAAUGCCAUCAUCGAUGGAGCCGACUGUGUGAUGCUGUCGGGCGAGACGGCCAAGGGCGAGUACCCGCUUGAGUGCGUGCUGACGAUGGCAAAGACUUGCAAGGAGGCGGAAGCCGCCCUGUGGCACCGCAACUUGUUCAAGGAUCUGGUCGAUACUACGCCAACCCCGCUGGACACCGCUGCUUCGAUUGCGAUUGCUGGGGCUGAAGCGGCCAUCAAGAUCCGAGCUGCUGCCAUCAUCGUGAUUACGACUUCGGGCCGUUCGGCUCAUCUCAUUUCCAAGUACCGUCCGCGCUGCCCGAUCAUUGCCGUGACCCGGUUCCCACAGACCGCACGCCAGUGUCACCUGUACCGUGGCAUUCUGCCCGUCAUCUACGAAGAACCCACCCUGGAGGACUGGCUGAAGGAUGUCGAUGCACGCGUUCACUAUGGUAUCGAGUUCGGCAAGGAGCGCGGCUUCCUGAAGCCAGGCAACCCGGUGGUCGUCGUGACUGGCUGGAAGCAGGGCUCCGGUUUCACAAACACCAUCCGCGUGAUCAAUGUUGAAUAAAUAAGCGGCCCUGGGCGACCGUCUUUCUACUCAACACACUUCGACCCUCGUCCGACGGACCAGGUGACGCAUGUACGCCACUGUCAUCAGGUGGGUUGACGGGUGCUUUCGAAAGGUCCCGUCCUCCUCAUCAGCGUCAACUCCGGCUUGUCUUUUACUUUCCCAAACAAGGAACUACCACGCUCCAGGGCAAACACCUUGUCCUUUUCUCCGGCAGUUCCACGCACGCGCACAGCAUUAAUUUAUUGUAUCUACUAAAGUCUAAAUUAUUUCUCGCAAAUGUUAUCUCUCUACCGAUAGUAAUCCCCUAGGGAAACGUGAUCGGAGUUUGGCGUAGCAGCGAAUAAAAAGAUUCUGUUCCCCCCACGAUUGGCAAGGUACCGUUUCUGUUUAUUUCAGUGAUAUGCAAAUUAGACGGACAAUUAAAUUGAUCGAGAUCUUAGCUGUUGAACGGAACUGCGGGCGGGGACGGUGGGAAAAGGGACAACGCCGACAAGCAACAGUCAACAUCUUGCAGAGGCGAACUGUUUCGUGCGUGUGUGUGUGUGUGUAUUGUUAUGUGUGUAUGCAAACAAUUAUCAAAAUCGUUGAAAAUAUUACUACUAAUCGAGUAACGUGUAUCGAAAGUGACACAAUAAAACAAACAUCAAUAAUCGUA